This is a messenger RNA of Mastomys coucha (southern multimammate mouse), 6238 nucleotides long. It is a transcript of the gene Cobll1, whose product is annotated as cordon-bleu WH2 repeat protein like 1. Lineage: Eukaryota; Metazoa; Chordata; Mammalia; Rodentia; Muridae. The record is from RefSeq and is a predicted model, not a curated record. Bases 119 to 3907 code for a protein of 1262 amino acids. Gene Ontology annotation, molecular function: actin monomer binding. The transcript has 17 exons.
CCUACCCGUCCCCUCUCCGGCUGGCUGCCCUGCUCGCUCCGAUGCCGACCUCCUCACCCUCACUUCUGCAGGGCGAGGUAGCCGAAGCAGCUGCGAGCUCGGGGCUCCCGGCAGGGCCAUGGGACAGGCAGUGACGCGCCGCCUCCGAGCCCGAGCCCGCGCCGCGGCCAGCAGCCCGAUGGACCGCAGCGUCCCGGAUCCCGUACCUCGCAGCGCGCCCCGCAUCCCCGCCGCGCAGCCCGCGGGCUCCGCAGGGAGAAAAACAAAGGCCAAGGCGCCUCUCCCUCCAGCCGAGAUGAAGGGCACGGAUGUCUCUUCUGCUGAGGACCCUGUCGAAUCUACUGCUGUCGUCACAGAGCAACAAGACAAUAUGAUAGAUAAAGACAUUGUGCUCUCAGUGGUCCUGCCUGGAGAUAUCCUCAAGUCUACUACUGUUCAUGGCAGUAAGCCAAUGAUGGACUUGCUCGUGUUCCUCUGUGCACAGUAUCAUUUAAAUCCAUCAAGUCACACAAUUGAUUUGCUGUCUGCUGAAGAGAAUCUCAUCAAAUUUAAGCCAAACACACCAAUAGGAAUGCUGGAUGUAGAGAAGGUAAUUUUAAAGCCAAAAUCUCUGGAUAAGAAAAAGCCUACACCUAUAAUCCCAGAGAAAACUGUGAGAGUAGUGAUCAACUUUAAGAAAACACAGAAGACCAUAGUGAGAGUUAGUCCCCACGCACCGCUUCAAGACCUUGCUCCCAUUAUAUGCAGUAAAUGUGAGUUUGAUCCAUUGCACACAGUGUUGUUGAAGGAUUACCAGGCUCAGGAGCCCCUCGAUUUGACAAAAUCUCUUAAUGACUUGGGACUAAGAGAGUUAUAUGCCAUGGAUAUCAGCAGAGCCCCCUCUGUUACUGCCUUCAGUAAGUCAUCUUUCCAAGAAUCCUGCCAGAUAUCACACAACCCGGACAUUGUGAAGGAGAAAGAAAACAAAGGGAUUUUCAGCUUUUUCCAACGCAGCAAGAAAAAGCGAGAGCAAGCUGCCAGUGCUCCUGCAACCCCACUAGUGAACAAGCACCGUCCAUCUUUUACAAGGUCCAACACCAUUUCCAAACCCUACAUUUCCAACACACUGCCCUCAGAUGCACCCAAGAAGAGGCGUGCCCCACUGCCACCCAUGCCCACAUCCCAGGGCACUGUUCAGGGCCAGGAGAGACGUGCAUCUUGUGUGGAGAGAUCCACCAGUGUGGACGACACUGAUAAGAGUUCCUCUGAAGCGUUUAUGGUGAGGACAGGAUCACUGCAGCUCAGUAGCACAUCACUAGGAACUUCAUCUCUGAAGAGAACGAAGCGAAAAGCACCCGCCCCACCUUCGAAGCCCUCCCUGGCUCAGCCCGAUGAAAGGAACUCCGCACCUGCUCAUGGCCUACCUUUGGAAGAUGGAAUUGCUCCAGACAGCAUUUUGGAGGCGAGCUCACCUGAGGGAAUGUCUAGCCCAGACUCUACUUCUUUGGCAGAGGGCUCCCUUGGCCCCGGGUUCCUAAGCCAGGAGCAGUGCGCUGUGCCCAAGCCGACGGAUGAAAUCUCUGAGGGCCCUGGAACUCCAGAGGCGGCUGUAGCAUCCUUGACCUCUGGUGUAAGCUCUGAUUACAGUCUUGAAGAGAUAGAUGAAAAGGAAGAACUGGGCGAGGCACCUAAAGAUCAGGCUGGAAGCAUUUCUGUGAAGUCACCUGACAUGGCUUCAGCUUCUACUGAUAUGAGAAUUAUAGUGGAGAAUGAUCCUGACUCAGCCCUCAGCAUUAGUGAUGGAGAGACCUCUCCAAGCUCCAAGGGAAAAACUCAAGAUGGCAGAAACACAGAGGGGCAAGGGCCAUAUCAUCCUGUUGUAUGCCAUAUAGACAGUGAGGACAAAGUGUCUGACAGUAUAAAAGACGUGAAGACAUUGGGCCCAAACCAAGAGAGUGUAGUUCAAAAUGAAAUCAUAGUCUGUGCCACAAGCACAGAUUAUGUGAAAAACAGACGGAGGAAAAUGGAAACCACCAUAGAAGGCGAAGCACUGAAGAAAGCCGGCGAUAUGGAAGCUGAUAGAUUGUCAGGCUCUCCUGCAUGUAGAACGGAUAAUGUUAAAAGUUCGAGGGAAAACCAUCUAACAGCAUCGCCAGGACCAGAUCAAAAAUUGAAUCAACCGGGUGUAGAGAAGACAAAAACGCAGGAUGCAGCAAUUCAGGCCACCCCUGCCUGCAGCACUUUUGAUGGGAAUCACAAAGCCAGUAAUUCAUCUGACCUCGGGGUUGAUGAGACUCUGCAGGCUUCGGAUAGCAGCACAUCAACUCAGCACUCCUCUGCAAGUCUCCAGGAUUCUGUAAAUGCCUCAAGAGAAUUCAGGAGUCAGGGCACCUCAACAUACGUGCAAGAUAGACUCCCCGUGAAAGAGCCAGCUUGUACAUAUGGGAGUGAUGACCCUUUGUCGCCUAUAGAUGGAAGUGAUAAGAAUCCAGCUGCUUCUUAUCUAAAGAACUUUCCACUUUAUAGACAAGACUACAACCCCAAGCCAAAACCUUCAAAUGAAAUUACAAGAGAGUAUAUACCUAAAAUUGGAAUGACUACUUAUAAAAUAGUGCCUCCGAAAUCCCUGGAAAUGACGAGAGACUGGGAAUCAGAAGCAGUGGGGAAGAAAGAUGACCAAAAGAUACCUGCUGUAGGGCAGACGCAUACCAUUGAGAACAUGACAGAAAGUGCCAUGCAAACGGAAGCCCCUGUUACUUCUAAAAUCUUACAGCAGCCUCAGCCUGAUUUUAAGCCAAAGCCCAGCUCAGGAACAGAGCGUCAUUUGCACAGGACUGUGAGCUCACCAACUGGUACAGAGAUGAACCCUCCCAAACCGCCCAGAAUGACUACGGACACUGGCACCAUUCCUUUUGCACCAAAUUUGGAAGACAUAAACAAUAUUUUGGAGUCCAAAUUUAGAGCCCGAGCUUCAAAUCCGCAGGCCAAACCAAGUUCAUUCUUUUUGCAGAUGCAAAAGAGAGCGUCAGGCCACUAUGUGACAUCUGCAGCUGCUAAGAGCAUCCACACUGCCCCUGGGCCUACCCCUAAAGAACCAACAGUCAAGGAGGUGCAAAGGGACCCACAGCUUUCUCCAGAACAGCAUCUUUCUCCCUUAAGUGAAAGGACUCACUCUGCUCUGCUGCCCAAUAUUUCAAAAGCUGAUGAAGAUAGAAUUCAGAAGCCUGCUGAGACCUCUCCUCCUCCUGUAGCUCCCAAGCCUGUGGCUCUUCCCACUGAGGCCUCUCCUCCUCCUGUAGCUCCCAAGCCUGUGGCUCUUCCCACUGAGGCUUCUCUUCCCCCUGUAGCUCCCAAGCCUGUGGCUCUUCCCACUGAGGCUUCUCUUCCCCCUGUAGCUCCAAAGCCUGUGACUCUUCCUGGUAGUCAGGGAACAUUGCUAAACCUGAAGACCUUGAAAACGUUCGGGGCCCCAAGACCAUACUCCAGUUCUGGGCCCUCACCCUUUGCCCUUGCUGUGGUGAAAAGGUCACAGUCCUUCAGUAAGGCAUGCCCAGAGUCACCCAGUGAGGGCUCCUCUGCCCAGGCACCAGCUGCCAUACAGGAUGAAAAGACACAUACAGUAAAUACGUCUGUGGUGGGCUCCCAACCUGAUAAUAUUGAUAAGCAAAAUAAUCCUGUACAGAAUGAGCACAGUUCUCAAAUACUGACUCCAGCUGAUGGCCCAUCGUUCACCCUUAAGAGACAGAGUUCUCUAACAUUCCAGAGCUCUGACCCAGAGCAUGUCCGGCAGAGCUUGCUCACUGCAAUCCGGUCUGGAGAGGCUGCUGCCAAGUUGAAGAGAGUUACUGUUCCAUCCAAUACAAUAUCUGUGAAUGGGAAGUCAGGGCCCAGCCAGUCCAUGUCCGUUGACGCCCAGGGCAGUCGCUAACAUUACCCUGUUGUGACACUUCACUGACCAGCUUUCUGCCUACAAGGAAUAUUGACAAAUAUAUAUUCAGAUGUACAUUAAUAUAUAAAUCUGUUUAAGAACAAACAUUUGUAUUACGGAUUUAAUGCCAAAAGAAAAAUGAGUAGAAUCUAUAAUUUAUAAUAAUUUUUGGCCCUUCUGUUAAAGCUAAAUACUGCUGCUUUAGAAACGAAAAACAAGCUGUAAAUGACUUGGAUUUUUCCAAUGAUGAAUAAUCACUGCUUACGUUUUUUUUUUUUUUUUUCCUUAUGGACAUGCUGUAUAUCGUGAAACGAAGGUGUAAGAUUUAUAGACAUACUGUAUGACACAGAAACAGGCAAGCACAGACUAACAUAUACUGCCUCAGUGUUAGGCUAUAAUUAGAUAAAUUAUAGUACAGCCUUUGUUGCUGAAAGAUGUGGAAGACUAGUAAAUCAAAUAAAUAAUGUUCAGUUAUUUUUAUUGAAGAAUCACUGAGACUUAUUUUAUGUAUUCUUUAAUUACAAGUGUCAGAUCUGUAGGAAACAGUUGAGUAUUUUUAAAUAGAACACUUUAACCUUUAGAAGUAAAAUUGCACAAGAAGACUUUAAGGUAUUUUCUGUAUAUAGUUAUGAUGUUGUUACACAGAUAGUACAUAUUUUCUAAUGCCAGAGGCCUUAAAAUAUUCCUGUGAAAAUGUUGAUACAUUGUGACAGUUACUUCACUUUCGGUAUAGGGAGGAAUAAGGGUUAGUUUAUGUCCACAUUCAAAACUUUGAAGUUAGACAUUUGCAAAAUCCUCAUUUUAAUUAAAGAAAAUGCUAAAUUAGUCAUUUAUGUAGCUCAGAUGCUAGACAUCUAAAUAAUAAUAUAUAUUUUCCUGAAAGCCAAAAUGGCUGAUGUGUUGGCUUCCAACGUUCAGAGGUGUAGAACAUGUUAGUGUCCUGAACUUCUUAAGAAUUUAAUUCCUCUUUUAUUCAAAAAACUACUCAAAACACCUGACACUGUUUGAACUCUUCCUAAAGCUACUGGAGUAUCGGUCAUUUUGACACAUGUGAACCUUUUUCCGUUUAAUAAAAGCAAGUUAUAUAUUUGAAGUCUGUUGUUUCCAAUGUAGCCUAUGUUAACUAGCAUAUUUGAAUACCUGACCUGCAGUACAUGCGAAUGUGUAUCUUUUUAUGAGUAUGGGUGUUCUGCCUGCAUAUAUGCCUGUAUUUCUUGUGUGUUUAGAGCCUGUGAAGUCCAAAGUAAAGCACUGGAUCCCCUGGGACUGGUGUUACAGGCAGACUGAGCUGGUAGGUAGUUACUGAGUCAUCUGAAAGAGCAGCCAAUGCUCUCAGCUGCUGAACCAUUCCCCCAGCUCCGAUGGACACGUUCUGUCAGUCACUAACAUGCAGGUAACAGCAAUGCCUUUUUGUUUUUUCUGGUUAUCAGGAUUCCCAGCGAAUAGUUGAGCUCUGAUAAUUGGAUGCCAUCACAUAAAAUUCUUAGCCUAGUUCCAGAUCCUACUGUUUCCUUGUUUCAAACAUGGAGUGAGAACUUUCUGUACAUUACAUCAUUAUAAACCAGCAAACAGCAAGUUGUCGAAAACUAGUGUUUGUGUAUUUACCUAUUUGAGGAAAAACACGGUCUAUUUCAGACUACAUCACCAAUGUGUUUGUGUUAGACUGAAGGCUUUUAAAAUAAUGUUUUAAAACUUAGAAUAUGAUUCAUGCUUUCAGACUACAGUAUGUGAAACUUGUUUAUUAAUAUGCUGUCAUAAAACAUAUGAUGAAUCUCAAACACUUAAGUGAGAUGUAUGUGAGUACCAUGAAGGCAAAUAAGCCCCAUGUAAUAGAGUGCUUUAAAUAUGUAAAAGGAUGAAUUUGUUAACAGCACAAGGAAAUCUAAAAGACUAGUAAAUAUGCAAAACACUUUUGCAUAUUUGCAUAUGCUUACAUUUGCCUAUCUGCAUUGCAUAUGCAAAUCAGAAAUAGUGGAGAGUAAGUAGGAAAUACACAGAGGGUACCAUUUCAGUUGAACUGCAAUCAAGGAUUGAAAACAAGCAAAGUCUUGCUGCUGUUAGGAAGUGCACUGGCAAAUCAGAGGUCCAUUUCCUGUAUCCUCAAAAUUAGGAACAUGUAAAGGGGAUGUUCACAUGAUGUGACAGUGUUAUAUGUAACCUUUCAGUGUGCUACACUGAGGUAUGGCACAGAUACAGCAAAAAUAAUAACAGGUGAAAAAAAAUGUGGAAUGAGAUGUGUUUCAUGGUAUCAGUUUCAGAGAGUGUAAAAUAUCAAUGAUUCUGUACGUUAUGGUUGAACAUGCCGAAAAAAAAUAAAAUCUACUCCCACUC